AUGACCAAGGACGAGGAGCGCGCGGUCAAGGACGAGCUGCUGGGCGAGAAGGCCGAGGUCAAGCAGAAGUGGGCGUCCCGGCUGCUGGCCAAAUUGCGCAAGGACAUUCGGCCCGAGUGCCGCGAGGACUUUGUGCUGACCAUCACGGGCAAGAAGCCGGCCUCCUGCGUGCUCUCCAACCCCGACCAGAAGGGCAAGAUGCGGCGGAUCGACUGCCUGCGGCAGGCCGACAAGGUGUGGCGGCUGGACCUGGUGAUGGUGAUCCUCUUCAAGGGCAUCCCUCUGGAGAGCACGGACGGCGAGCGGCUGGUGAAAGCCGGCCAGUGCACCAACCCCGUGCUCUGCGUCCAGCCUCACCACAUCAGCGUCUCCGUCAAGGAGCUCGACCUCUACUUGGCCUACUUCGUCCAGGAGAGAGAGUCCGAGCAGAGCAGUAGUCCUCGCACAGCUAUCGGCUCCGACCAAGAGGACAGCAGAGCAGCAACUAUGGCUCCUGUGGUCACAAGCGCUGGCCCCAACUUCUCCCUCGGGGAGCUGCAGGGACACCUGGCCUAUGACCUCAACCCCACGGGUAUAGGUAUGAGGAGGACCCUCCCCAGCACCUCUUCCAGCGGGAGCAAGAGGCACAAGUCAGGGUCCAUGGAUGACGACAUAGACACCAGCCCCGGGGGGGAGUACUAUGCCUCGCCCAGCUCCCCCACCAGCAGCUCCCGAAACUGGCAGGAGGAGAUGGAAGGAGGGAUGUCUCCCACAGUAAAGAAAACAGAGAUGGACAGCCCCUCCCCCCAGGACAGCUCCCCGCGGCUCAGCUUCACGCAACACCAUCGGCCGGUCAUCGCGGUCCACAGUGGCAUCUCCAGGAGUCCUCAUCCCUCCUCGUCUUUGCACUUCCCUACGAACCCCAUCCUCCCCCAGGCCGCCUCCACUUACUUCCCACACACGGCCAUCCGCUACCCGCCGCACCUCAGCUCACAGGACCCGCUCAAGGACCUGGUGUCCCUGGCCUGCGACCCCUCCAGCCAGCAGCCCGGCCCGUUGAACGGUAGCGGCCAGGUGAAGGUGCCCAGCCACUACAUCUCUUCGCAGAUGCUGGCCCCCCCGCCGCACCCCGCCAUGCCCCGCCUGACGCUGCCACCCGACUCCAAACCCGCAUCCACCACCUCGGAGGGAGGGGCCACUUCUCCCACGUCACCCACCUACUCAGCCCCCGGGACGCCCCCUUCCAACCGUUCCUUUGUAGGUAUCGGAGCUCGGGACUCUGGUGGACUCUAUCAGGCACAAGUAAGAAAUGUCUGGAUUGGUGUGUGUGUGUGUGUGGAUUAGGUUUAUAUUACUUUGUGGGGACCAGUUU
Molecule: messenger RNA, 1351 nt
Organism: Paramormyrops kingsleyae
Lineage: Eukaryota; Metazoa; Chordata; Actinopteri; Osteoglossiformes; Mormyridae
Source: RefSeq, a predicted model, not a curated record